UUGUUUGCAAUUAUAAUGGGCUGGGGCGCCUAUCCGGCCCACUAUUCUUGUAAAGUCACAUCUUUGUGGUAUAUAUCGAAUGGGAAGCUCCCACAUUUCGCCGUCUCGUUGCUUCUAGGGUUUUCACAGAGUCUCGUCUUCGUCUUCGUCGCCGUCCCACAAGCAAUCAUGGUGCUCCAAAACGACAUCGAUCUGCUCAAUCCUCCUGCCGAGCUCGAGAAGAGAAAGCAUAAGCUCAAGCGUCUCGUUCAAUCUCCCAACUCUUUCUUCAUGGAUGUGAAAUGUCAGGGAUGCUUCAACAUAACCACUGUGUUCAGCCAUUCUCAAACAGUUGUAGUGUGCGGAAAUUGUCAGACUGUUCUGUGCCAGCCUACUGGUGGUAAAGCAAGGCUCCAAGAAGGAUGCUCUUUCAGGAAAAAGGGAGAUUGAGUUCUCACGAAAUCAAUCAUCUUUUUUCACAGAUGUUUUCAGUUGAGAGGAUUCGGAUCUUUUUUUAGUUUUUGUUUUCUUGCUUUUAGUAGUUUUUAUGUCUUAUGACUUUCUUUUUUGCUUAUGAGAAUAUUAUAAAGGGAUUAUGAAACUACUAGAUGAGUAGUCGAUUAGAACUCUGGUCUUGUUGAAACAAUAUCUGCUUUCUUUCAAGGUUUAAUAUUUUCCCAAGUUGUGCUU
Camelina sativa (false flax) is the source of this 669-nucleotide messenger RNA. Its product is annotated as small ribosomal subunit protein eS27y. Lineage: Eukaryota; Viridiplantae; Streptophyta; Magnoliopsida; Brassicales; Brassicaceae. The record is from RefSeq and is a predicted model, not a curated record. Gene Ontology annotation, molecular function: structural constituent of ribosome. Gene Ontology annotation, cellular component: ribosome. Gene Ontology annotation, biological process: translation.